Molecule: messenger RNA, 794 nt
Organism: Solanum tuberosum (potato)
Lineage: Eukaryota; Viridiplantae; Streptophyta; Magnoliopsida; Solanales; Solanaceae
Biological process (GO): RNA polymerase II preinitiation complex assembly; DNA-templated transcription initiation
Cellular component (GO): SAGA complex; transcription factor TFIID complex
Molecular function (GO): RNA polymerase II general transcription initiation factor activity; transcription coactivator activity; protein heterodimerization activity
Source: RefSeq, marked provisional
GGUUGAACCUUGAAAGAAAUGGCUGAAGGUGGAGAAGAGGACUUGCCAAGGGAUGCAAAGAUUGUCAAAACGUUGCUAAAAUCAAUGGGUGUUGAUGACUACGAGCCUCGAGUUGUGCAACAAUUUUUGGAACUGUGGUAUCGCUAUGUUGUUGAUGUACUGACGGAUGCUCAAGUCUACUCAGAGCAUGCAGGGAAGGCUUCCAUUGACUCUGAUGACAUCAAGCUUGCCAUUCAGUCAAAAGUUAAUUUCAGCUUCUCACAACCCCCGCCGCGUGAGGUCCUACUGGAGUUGGCUAGGAACAGAAACAAGAUUCCGUUGCCGAAAUCAAUUGCUGGGUCUGGAGUACCACUCCCUCCUGAACAAGAUACAUUGAUCAACCCUAACUAUCAGCUAGCUAUUGCAAAGAAGCAAACUAGCCAACCAGAAGAAACAGAGGAGGACGAAGAAAGCGCUGAUCCCAACCCAGCUCCAAGCAAAAAUCCAAGUCUUUCUCAUGAAAAGACAGACGUACCUCAAGGUACUCCUCAACGAGUAUCCUUUCCCCUUGGCGCUAACGUCCAAGAUGAUGUCUUAUGUUUGAUCAGCUUUAGUCACAAGAGCCUUUGUAACCGUCUGCCUAUGUAUAAUCAAAAGCAUUGUAUAAUUGUUGUUUAAACAUGAAGUAUGAAACUUUAAGAUCCUUUUGUAACAGUGAGUAUCAGUUUAAAUGCUCCUCCUUCCAGUAUUUAUUUAUUAGACACAAUUAGCAGAGAGUUGAGCUGUGAAAUGAAGAAUUACUUUGGCAUUAUCAA